Messenger RNA from Penaeus vannamei (Pacific white shrimp), 2327 nucleotides. Its product is annotated as probable E3 ubiquitin-protein ligase DTX2. Gene Ontology annotation, biological process: Notch signaling pathway; protein ubiquitination. Gene Ontology annotation, cellular component: nucleoplasm. The record is from RefSeq and is a predicted model, not a curated record. Gene Ontology annotation, molecular function: ubiquitin protein ligase activity. Lineage: Eukaryota; Metazoa; Arthropoda; Malacostraca; Decapoda; Penaeidae.
CAAGGAAGGACCUGAAACGUGCAAUCGAUUCAUACCAAUAAAACCAUUCUUGUAAGAUGCAUAAUGUUUCAAAAAUCACAUUAGAAGACUUUCAUUUACGAGAUGUGAAGUUGCCAGCGGCUUGUCCUUACCAUAUAAGGCGAGUUCAUUUUCCUUCCAACGUGUUCUGUUGUAACUUGCUGAUAACUUGUAGCUGCGUGUGAUAGGUGGGAGGGUCUCAGUUCCUCCUAGAAGCCGGUGCUGAGGAGACGUGGUAGCCGAGCUGUUCUACAUGAUUCUUCCUUGGCUCGGGACUUAAAGAUAUUAGCCUGCAUGCUGAAAUUACUGAAUGAUUUCUGGUGGUUUGUGAAGGGCAGUGUACAAAAAAAGGGAACGCAGAACACUAUGAGGACCUUAAGAAGUAAAGCAUAUUGUGUUCCUGGAAGAGCUGGCCCUUCAUUUCGCGUCCCAGGAGAGAGCCAGCAGGAAUGGGUAGUGCCAAACCCCCCUCCAGUGCCUCAGACAUUAUCGUCUGCUGUGGAACAGUUAUUGGAGACGUAUACCAGAGCUCACUCGACCCCACCCGAUGAGCCUUGUCCGAUAUGCAUGUGCAGUCUUCAAUGUCCAAGUGAUUGUAGCAGUCAGGAAUUAACUGAAGAUGAAGGUGUUGUUAAGAUGACAAAGUGUGGCCACUCGCUUCACAAGUUGUGCGCGAGAAUGAUGGCAGAAUCGAAGCAAUAUUUCAUUCCCUGUCCUAUGUGUAAAACUGUCCAUGGUGUGAGACGAGGAAAUCAACCUGACGGAAUAAUGGAAGUCAGGACCGUAAAUGAUAAUCUUCCUGGAUUUGACUGUGGUACUAUCGUCAUCACAUACAGGUUUGGAGGGGGUAUACAAGGUCAAGGACACCCAAAUCCAGGUCAUCCCUAUCGAGCACAUGCCUUCCCACGUCGUGCCUUCUUGCCAGAUAAUGAAAGAGGAAACAAAAUCCUACAGCUGUUGGAGGUUGCAUGGCAGAGACGUCUCAUAUUCACAAUCGGCACAUCCGUAACUAGUGGCCUGGAAAAUGUCAUUACAUGGAAUGAAAUCCACCAUAAAACAGAAUGGGAAGAUUUCCAUGGUCAUGGCUAUCCUGACCCAGCCUAUCUAGAUAAUGUUACCAUGGAGUUGGAGCUGCAAGGUGUGACAGAGGCUGACCUGGAGAGUAAUGUAAACCAAAGCCAGGAAUAAAUUAACUGUGAUAUUUUACUCUCUCAUUUCUUAUGAGAGAUGUAAUCCGUAGGUAAAUGUAUAUUUUUGAGAGUGGAAAAGAUUCCAUUAGGAUAUAUUUGAGUGUGAAAAAGGUUCCAUUUCGGCACCAUUUUCAAGUUACCCCCUCGGCUCAUCUGUCCCCCAAUAUCUGAAACUUCUCAGAAAUUACUACCUUUGUUUUUCUUCUUCUUCUUCUUCUUCCAUAAGCAAGAAAAAUACCAUGAGACAGAACAGUAAAAUGUUACAAGAAAUGUACAUGAUCUGUAAUCCUACCUUCUAAGUGUUGGAUUUAUAAUAAUUAGGUUAUCACAAAAUAAUCUCAAGGUGCUAACAAAGAAAAGGGUAUUUUCUCUAUUACAUUUUUUUUCUAUCUCUCCUUCAAACAUUUCCUCCAUGUGAUAUUUUAUUUCUUAUGGCAGUAUUUUACACUUUUAUCAUUUCUUUUCAGAAGUAUUUUACAAAAUGCCAAUCUCCCUCAAAAGAUAAUGAAAAAUAAAUACUCGUAUGAACAUUUCUGUUUUUAUAUAUUUGUAUAAGAAUCUAUAUAUCUAUAUGAUUCAAUCUACAUGCACCAAAUUAUGCGUGGAUAUAAAAAUGUACGUGUAUGUAUUUGUGAAUUUUGUGGCUUUGAUUUAUCACAUAUCCUUCUUUCGCACAUAUAUAAUUCUGACAUACGAUAGCGGAUUCUGUAAGAGAAUUGUGGAUUAAGAUUCCAAUAUGCUGUUGGUGGUUUUGCAUUAUUUUCCAUUGCAAUAGUUAUGUUUUAUUAAGCUUGCCCUUUAAAACUCUUGCUGCUCAUACCAUGAAACCAGUAAUAGUCCUGUAAACUUAGAUUUUAAAAGGGACUUCUGAUUAUUAUUAUCAUCGUCAUUAUUAAUAUCAAUAUAAGUAAGUUCUGAAAGAGAAAAUCCCUUAUAUCCCUAUUACAUGAUUUUUUAAAAAUAUAAGGUCUGUUCUGAGAUAUGCUAAAAAAUAAUGAUGUCCACAUUGCAACUUAAACUUGCAGAAUUUGUUAAUUGACACUUUCAUUCAUAAAUUUAAUAUUUAAUAUGGCAGAAAAUUACAUGAGUAAACUAAAAUGAACAUACAUUUUAUAUUUU